Molecule: messenger RNA, 644 nt
Organism: Elaeis guineensis (African oil palm)
Lineage: Eukaryota; Viridiplantae; Streptophyta; Magnoliopsida; Arecales; Arecaceae
Product: copper transport protein ATX1
Molecular function (GO): metal ion binding
Source: RefSeq, a predicted model, not a curated record
GGCCCUGGACUUUUAUCUCCUUCUUUCCCUUUCACGCCGACCCCUUACCUCGCUUAUUUAUUACCCACCGGAGGAGCAGAAGUCUCAGGCGUCGUCGUCGGGUACCCGCGGAGUCGGGAAGCUUCUUUUACGCGAUGGCUGAGUGACACAUUUAUACUCAGUGCGCUGGCCAAAGUUGAGCUUGUCCUUUUGAUAAUAAUUGACUGUUGUCCUUAGAGUUGGCAUGACCUGUGAAGGCUGUGUUGGAGCUGUUAAAAGGGUCCUUGGCAGAAUGGAAGGCGUCGAAUCCUUUGAUGUGGACCUGCAGGAGCAGAAGGUAACUGUAAAAGGCAACGUAAAACCUGAUGCUGUUCUACAAACUGUUUCAAAGACAGGAAAGAAGACUUCCUUCUGGGAGGAAGGAGAGGCUGCUCCUGCAGCAGCAGCAGCAGCUUCUGCUGCUCCUACCACUGCAUGAUUGUGACGGUCUCCUGUAAACUGAUGAACCAGUAUUUGCUCUACAUUUAUAUUAACUUUUGUGUGUGAAGUGUGCUAUGAAUGCAAACGUUUUGCAGUUAUUAUGAUAUAAUCUCUCAGCUACUUGUCUAUUUUGUUUGCUACAAACACUCUUUUUAAGCUGAGGCCCAUUCCAGGAUUUUCAAAAA